ACACUUCAUUUCCGCUGUCCCACGAAACCCUAACCAAAGCUUCCCCCGCUCUCUCUCUCUCUCUCUCUCUGUGCGCACGGGGUUUCCUUGGAGAUCCUCCGUCCUUUGAUUCCCCUUCUAUGGACGGCGACAAAGAGCCCCUUCAGCAGCAGCCGCCCGGCGAUCCGCUGGCCCCGGCAGAGUUCAGCUCGAGCUGGUCUGGCAGCGUCUGCUUGUCAGACAAGGACCUGGACAGCAGCACAGUCAGAGCGUUCCGGCGGCGGAGACUCUACGAGCAGUCCCAGUCCCAGUCCGUGUCCGGGGAGAUCGGCCCCGGCGGCGCUGAUUCGGCUGGUAUCUUUGCAGAGCUGGCGUCGACGAUUACUGAGGUGGAGGGCGCCCGUGGUGGAGUUUCAGCAGCAGCUCUCGAGGAGUCGACGUCGAGCCCCCCCUCUGUCUCAUCGGACUGUAGCGACGACCUGGCGGACGUGUCCACGGUCUCCAGCGGGAACCUGCUGGCCGAGACACCGAAUAAUAAGGUGCAGAAAGAGGGGCAGAAGCGAAUAAGGGAGCCUCGUUGUAUGUUCAUGACUAAGAGCUACGGUGAUGUACUCGACGAUGGAUACAGAUGGAGGAAGUAUGGUCAAAAGAUUGUGAAAAACAGUCCCUAUCCAAGAAGCUACUAUCGUUGUACGUACAGCAACUGUAUGGUGAGGAAAAGUGUGGAACGCUCAUCCGAAGAUCCCACUUAUGUAAUAACAACGUACAAAGGCGUACACUGCCACCCCUCUGUAGGGUUCCUGCCGGGUGGCCGCAGAGUGUUUACCCCUAACAAGAAUGCAACUGCCUUUGGGCCCCAGCAAGCUUCUCCAUUGUUCCCACUAUUGGACAACCUGCCAGAAGUACUUGAUCUUAACACUUCGCCCAUAGAGGUUAACAGUCCUCCCCACCCGUCUAGUCUUCUCCCUCGCCUAGCGCUAACUUCAGACAAUCACCAGCUAUCACCUCAUUCUUCUGGUGAGCCCCAAUCACCACAACAGUUGCGGAGAGCAACCCCUCCUGACCUUCCCACCAAUGUAGGUUUGCUCAGUGAUACGGUGCCCUCCGGGAUGCGUCAUAGCGAAGAAGAUAUUAAAGACUUGAUUGCAGAAGAAGCUUCGAGUGUAUUGGGCAGGAAAAACUUUCAUGCGACUGAACAUUCGGGUGGAAUUAAUGAUAAAGUGGAGGAAAUAGUGAACCUCUUGCAAGUUGAAGUUAAUGAUAUACGGAUGUUAGCGAUACAUGGAGUGGGUGGAGUUGGGAAGACGACUCUGGCCAAAAUUAUCUUCGACCAAAUCUCCAAAUGUUUCGAAGGCUCUAGCUUCCUUGCAGAUAUCCAAGAAACUGUCGGGCAAAGGGAUGACGGCUUUCAGGUUUUGCAGACUAAGGUGAUAUCUGACAUUCUAAAACGAGAUUGUGAGAAGAUUGCUUCUAUCGAUGAAGGAAUCGCCAUCAUUGGAGAGAUGUGUUCAGACAUCAGGGUUCUGAUUGUUCUUGAUAAUGUGGGUCCAGGGUUUCAGCUCGAGGAAUUAAUAGGGAAGUUAGACUCUUUUGGUCCUGGAAGCAGGAUAAUUAUUAUCACUAGGUGCAAAGAUGGUCUUCCCAGAAUGGCCAACACUUACGAAGUUAAAAAUAUGCCCUACUGGGAGGCCUUUCAGCUUUUCAUGAAGCAUGCCUUUGGGGGUCACUCAUAUCCAUCUGAUGAGCACUGUCAAUUCGCUAAGGAUAUAGUCACUACUGUAGGGGGUUUGCCUUUAAUUAUUGAAGUCAUUGGUUCCUUCUUGUCCCACAAGCCAAAGAAAGUGUGGGAAGAUACAUUGAGACAGCUAAAAGAGUCGAAGGAAGUGCAUGAGAAACUGAUGAUAUGUUAUCAUGCAUUAAAUCGUCAGCAAAAACAAAUUUUUAUUGAUAUUGCGUGCUUUCUUAAUGGAGAGGAUUGUAGAGUUGCAUCAUAUGUGUGGCAUGAUGGUGCUAGCUCUCCUCAUGAAGUGAUUGAAAGCCUUUGUCACUUGUCCCUCGUGAAGAUUGAUGACAAUUAUGUGUUAUGUAUGCAUGAUGAGCUAAAGGAGUUGGGUAGGCAACUAGUCUUUAAGGACGGGUAUGGAAAAUCUCGAAUGACUAGUAAGCUAUGGAUUUCUGGACGGGAUUUUGGCAUGUUUGUCAGAAUGAAGGAAAUAGAGAGAGUUGCAGCAAUUAGACUUAUCUCUGACAACCAAUCAACAUAUCAAGACACAGAAUUCCGGAAAAUGCCAGGCUUAAGGUUUCUCUACCUGGAGCAUGCAAACAUCACUGGAGACUUCCAUGAUGUUUUCCCUAAUUUGAAGUGGUUACAUUGGGAAGGGUGCCCUCGGAUAUUCAAGGCAACUAAUUUUCUUCUAAAGAAUUUAGUAAUCCUUAAUCUGUCCCGGAGCAAGAUCACAUAUAACUGGGAGGGUUGGACGCACAUCAAGAUGGCGAGUAAAUUGAAAGUGUUGAAUCUUACAGGUUGUGAUAACUUGAUAGUGACACCUGACUUCUCUGGUUAUCCCAGCUUGGAAAAAUUGAUUUUUGAGCGAUGCUGUCGUUUGGUUAAAAUAGAUCCUUCAAUUAGUCACCUGGAGAAGUUGAGUUCCCUGAAUUUGAAGUUCUGCAAGGAACUACACACCUUGCCGAAAGAACUGGGAUUUCUAAAAGAUUUAAAAGAGCUUCUCAUUGAUGGAACUUCUCUACGAGAUAUUCCUACCUCCAUUGGUCAUAUUAAGAUGCUUCAAACUCUUAGCGCCUCCGAUUGCUUAUCACUAAUUAAUAUACCCAGUUCAGUUGGUUGUCUAAAAUCUCUAUUGGAGCUCUCAUUAGAUAAUUCCAAAGUUACUGAGCUUCCAAGCUCAAUUGAUGAGCUAGUGCAGCUUCGGAAGUUGUCACUGAGAAAUUGUCGAUUGCUUGGAGAACUUCCAAGUGCUAUUGGAGGUUUCAGAGAAUCUUUACAUGAGUUGGAUGUGUCAGGAACAGGGAUUUCGGAGUUACCUAAUUCAAUUGGAAAACUUGGAAGAUUGAGAGUGCUGAAAAUGGAGUCUAGUUUCAUCAGAGAAAUUCCCAGUACUAUUGGAGGCCUUACUAACCUUGAACAGCUGCAUGGCUCACACUGUAGGAGUUUGGGUGGGGACAUUCCUGACAGUAUUGGGCAAUUGAAGUCUCUGAAGAUCUUGCGAUUGGGAUACACAUGCAUUACUGGCUUACCAUCAAGCAUGUGUGAUCUACCCGAUCUCCAAAUCCUCGACUUACUUUGUUGUGACACCCUUGAGAUGCUGCCAACUCUUCCCUUGAGUUUAACUAGUUUGCGCUUCAGUUGUAAAGGAAUAAAGAAGAUAUCGCAUCUGGUUGGCUUGCAUGGUUUAAAAGAGUUGGUCUUAGCUGACAGUGGUUUCGAGGAACUUCUGGACCAAACAAUAGGUUCAAUGGAAACUGCCGCUCCAUCAGAAAAGAUACAAUUGUUGCAAAAUAAAUUUGAGAUGGAGCAGCUAGGGCAUUUCGAUCUUCCAGAACUGAAGGUAUUAGAUAUGUGUGUUCCGCAAAUCAACAGUAUCUGCUUUGAUGAUGGAGUCGCUUUUCAUUCUCUCAGGAAGCUUGUCCUUUCUUGUGUGAACCUAAAAAUUCUCCAAUUUUUACCCCCAAUGCUAGUCAGUUUAUCAAUGCAACAUUGUUGGUCUUUGGAGAUAUUGAAUGUCACAGGAUUGAAAGCUCUAUCAGAGUUGCAGCUCCAAGACUCUGCCAUUUGCGAGAUCUAUGGCCUUGAUAGCCUAGGUGCCUUACAGAUUUUGGGAAUCUCCAACUGUGGAAUGGAAAGUCUCUGGGGGCUCGAUAAACUCACAUCUCUCCAGAGCUUGACCUUGUCCUGCUGUGAUAACCUUUUGGGGUUGCCGCCGUUAAUAAAGCUGCAUCAACUGAGAGUUCGGAAAAUCCAGAGUUGCAAGAUGUUCCAUGACAUUGAUGACCCCAAGGAAUUGAUACCCUAGUUUAAUCUGCAAACAAUGUAAUUGAAGCCUCCAUUAACAAAGGAGUUUGCCAAGCUUGAAGCAAGCGACAACUUUCGGCAUCGAAGCCUCCAUUAACAAAGGACUUUGCUAAGUCCGAAUGAUCUGAUGAUGUCACUGGCUGCAGCUCUAAGGUUAGGGUCAAUGCUAGGAAGAAAAAAUGGUGAGCAGAUGUCGUUGAUACUUCAAGUGCUGCAAAGUGCAGAGGACAAUUAAUAAAAGUUUUCCUUCAUUACGAGGCCCAGGUUGUCCCCUUCAUCUGGUAUGUUAAAAACUUAUGGUGUGACUACAAAUUGAAAUAGUUUGGUUUCUUAUAAGAUGCUAUCGAAGGUUAAGGUUUCUUUUUUGCCUCUAUGCACUCGGCAAAAUAUUUCGAUACCGAGAGAUUUUUAAUUAUGUAUAUUCAGAUACUUUGGGCAGGAUGUGUCCUUAUGCAGGACAAAUCCUUCAUAAUCAGAUCUGACAUGUUAAAAUCUUAUGGCGACUACCAUAAAUGGUUCCAUUUCUUAUAGAAUGCUGGACGGACUGAGAAGGGUGAUUGCAGCAGGCGCAGUCGCACCAGCAAAGCUACGAGAGAACAGAUCUGAAGGGCAUUUUGAAAGGCAUCGGAACUCUGGACCGGAAGCUGGCAUCUCGGUUGAGAUGAGUGAAAUCAAAGACAUAAUUUGAGGAGCACUGAACAGCCUCAUCCCCUCAUCGCUUAUCUUCUCCUUGAUCAAGAACUUAGAGCACCGUUAGCUCCAUCGACCUGCACUAUAAGUUGUUUUGCUCCCACGGCCAUGCCAAUUCUAGGACUAUUAGCGUAGACGGAUGCCGGUAUGGUGCAUUAAACCAUCAGUCCAGUCCAGCUCCCCGAAAGUGUCAGGAACAAACAGAGAGGAUUCUGCUCCGUUUCUUGAAGUAUAAGAAUUGGAAUACCUAUGAUAUAUAUUUCGGCCAUUUUGUAAAAUUAAAAAAUAGGAGGGCCCACCCGAGAAGCUCAAUUAUCGAUAGGAAUGUCAGGAUCAUUUGUGAUGUUCUCCUCUCCUUGGAAAAUCUGUAUCUUACCUUGUAUGCUGAUUUGUUUGGUGAAAAAAGUUUUCCUGGUUAAGGGUGUUUGGUUGGUGUAUAGUUUGGAUUUUCCUGGGAAAAUCCAAAUUUUACACCCAA
Punica granatum (pomegranate) is the source of this 5177-nucleotide messenger RNA. The record is from RefSeq and is a predicted model, not a curated record. NCBI's taxonomy places the organism in Eukaryota, Viridiplantae, Streptophyta, Magnoliopsida, Myrtales, Lythraceae.